AACAGCACACGCCCUCGGUCUGAUUCAUUCUCCAGGUGGCUUUAUAAAGCUGCUGUGGAGAAGCACACUUCAUCAUCAUAGCUGCAGUUCUUCAUCAUCUGAUAACAAUAAUAAUAUAAUCAUGUCAUCUCAACAAAACCCCGCCGAGCCGCCGAACUUCUCUUGGGUCGAGCCAUGCAAACUCGCCGGUCUGGCCCGUCCUACAAUGGUCCACCACUACAGGUACCUGCUGGACCACGGCAUCAAACACCUGGUCUCCUUGUUAGAGAUAAAACCACCGAAUUAUGAGAAGUGUCCAGAGCUGAGCCUGCAUCAGAUCAGUAUAGUGGACUUCACUCCGCCGAGUCGCAGUCAAAUCCUGCAGUUCCUGAGCAUCGUGGAGAAGGCUAAUGCUAAAGGAGAGGGGGUGGCGGUUCACUGUGCGCAUGGUCACGGCAGGACGGGCACCAUGUUGGCCUGUUACCUGGUCAAAAGCAGACACCUGAGCGGUGAAGAGGCCAUCAAAGAAAUCCGCCGACUCCGAGAAGGCUCCGUCGAGACCAAAGAGCAGGAACAGGCGGUGAUAGACUUCCACAACUACAUCCACAGCGGCUGUCAGAAGCAUUAAAGCAGUAGUGAAUCAAAAUCUACUCACUAUUUACUCACCAUCAAGCAGUUAACAAUGAGUUUCUUUCUUCUGUUGAACACGGAUGAAGAUAUUUUGAAGAAAGCUGAACACCUGUAACCAUUGACUCCCUUUGUAGGAAAAACAAAUACUAUUGAAGUCAGUGGUUAGAGCUUUCUUCAAAGUAUCUUCAACAGAAAUAAAGAAACUCAUUAAGGAUUGUAAUAAGGCUGAGUAAAUGACAGAAUUUUCAAUUUUGGGUGAACUGUCCCUUUAAGCCACUGCUUGCGUUUUACACCAUUAGGAUAAAGAUGAGCUGCUUUGUGUAAUCUGGCCUAUUGUUUAUUGUAAUAAUGAUAAGGGUGUGUUGGUUUAUACUGAAAAAUGAAAGCUGUUCAGCGGCUCCUGCUGCUUUAUAAUAUGAAUCAGGAUGCUAAACGGGUGAAUGAUAGUCAUGUCUGUAUUCAGAUCUAUUGAUUUAUUCUAACUGCAUUCAAAAUAAAGCUCCCGCAACAAA
Messenger RNA from Danio rerio (zebrafish), 1121 nucleotides. RefSeq names its product dual specificity phosphatase 23a (gene dusp23a). NCBI's taxonomy places the organism in Eukaryota, Metazoa, Chordata, Actinopteri, Cypriniformes, Danionidae. Gene Ontology annotation, molecular function: protein tyrosine/serine/threonine phosphatase activity; protein tyrosine phosphatase activity; hydrolase activity. Gene Ontology annotation, cellular component: nucleus; cytosol. The record is from RefSeq and is marked provisional.